Molecule: messenger RNA, 760 nt
Organism: Sphaeroforma arctica JP610
Lineage: Eukaryota; Ichthyosporea; Ichthyophonida
Product: N-alpha-acetyltransferase 11, NatA catalytic subunit
Exons: 4
Coding region: 180-713 (177 amino acids)
Biological process (GO): N-terminal peptidyl-glutamic acid acetylation
Cellular component (GO): NatA complex
Molecular function (GO): protein-N-terminal-glutamate acetyltransferase activity; protein N-terminal-serine acetyltransferase activity
Source: RefSeq, a predicted model, not a curated record
CGAUUGUGGCGAUGAGAGCUGUCCCUCAGUUCCAACUUCCAUAUUCUUUCCUGUGCUGUCGGGUGAUAAUAGAAAUACUAGUUAUAUAAUAUAAAUAUAAAUGAAUAUCAAGUACCGGCAGGGACUGUGAAAUAUUUAUCUCUGUAAGCUUCAAUAUAAACUUCAAGAGGGUAUGCACAAUGGUUUGCAUCAGGAGAGCCACCAACGAUGAUUUAUUUCAAAUGCAGCACUGCAAUCUUAUUUGUUUACCGGAGAACUACCAGAUGAAAUAUUACUUUUACCACGCCUUAUCAUGGCCACAGCUCUCAUAUGUGGCUGAGACAGAAGACGGUAAAAUCGUAGGAUAUGUACUAGCGAAGAUGGAAGAGGACCCUGGAACAACUCCUCCUCAUGGGCACAUUACGUCCCUUGCUGUCAUGCGCUCUCACAGACGGAUGGGUAUUGCCUACAAACUUAUGAGACAGGCUUCCCGUUCGAUGGUGGAGUGUUUCCGAGCUGAAUAUGUAUCUCUGCACGUGCGAGAGAGCAAUCGCGCCGCCCUACAUUUAUACAGAGACACGCUCGGGUUUGAGAUCAGUGGUGUAGAGGAUAAAUACUAUGGGGAUGGUGAGGAUGCAUAUGCCAUGCGCAAGACCUUGGAUGAGUUCUUCACCGAAAUGUACCUAGACCCGCCCACACACGCCGCUACCACGAAUACAAUGGUGAAGGUGUAAUGUAUAAAUUAGCCAACAUAACACAAUAAAUAGAUACUUCUGUCUCA